Molecule: messenger RNA, 1092 nt
Organism: Acanthosepion pharaonis
Lineage: Eukaryota; Metazoa; Mollusca; Cephalopoda; Sepiida; Sepiidae
Source: the annotation of a GenBank genome assembly
AUGGGCCGGGCACAUUAUGAUUCCUAUUCACAUCUAUCUAUCUAUCUAUCUAUCUAUCUAUCUAUCUAUCUAUCUAUCUAUCUCAUGAGCAAUGAAAUCAUAAAAUUUACAUCAAAUAUGGCAUCCAGUGGAUACUUCACAGAUAUUAUUAAUUUUCUUCUUCUUCUUCUUCUUCUUCUUCUUACCCUUCUCCUCCUCUACUUCUUCUUCUCCUCUUCGUCUUUUUCCCUCCUUCUCCUGUUCUUCUUCUUCCCUCCUCUUCUUCCGCUCCUCCCCUUUUCUUCUUCUUCCCCCCCCACCUCCUCUUCUUUUUACCCUUAUCUUCUUCUCUCCUCUUUCUCUCUCUUUUCUUCUUCUUCCCUCCUCCUCCUUCUUCCCCUAAUUUUCUCCUCCUCCUCCUCCUCUUCUUCUUCUUCUUCUUCUUCUCCUCUUCUUACCCUUCUCCACUUCUUCUUCCCCUCCUACUCUACGUCUUUUCCCCUCCUCCUCCUGUUCUUCUUCUUCCCUCCUUUCGUCACCCUUUUCUUUUUCUUUUUCUUCUUACACUCCUUCCCCUCUUCUUCCUCCCUUCCUCCCUCUCUUCUUCUUCUUCCCCUCCUCCACCUCUUCUCUUCUUACUCUUCUUCCCUCCUCCUCUUCUUCCCGUCCCCGUCCCCGUCCUCUUAUUCUUCCCCUUCUUCUUCUUCUUCUUCUUCUUCUUCUUCUUCUUCUUCAUUCUCUGACUAUAUCUAUCUAUCUAUCUAUCUAUCUAUCUAUCUAUCUAUCUAUCUAUCUAUCCGAUUUGUGACCAUUAUCUAUCUAUCUAUCUAUCUAUCUAUCUAUCUAUCUAUCUAUCUAUCUAUCUCAUUAGUUCAUUAUCUAUCUAUCUAUCUAUCUAUCUAUCUAUCUAUCUAUCUAUCUAUCUAUCUCCGAAAAGCGUUUCUAUCUAUCUAUCUAUCUAUCUAUCUAUCUAUCUAUCUAUCCGAUUGUAUUCAUUUUAAGAAUAUCAAUCUAUUUCAGUUUGAUCAUAUCUAUCUACCUCAGUCUGACCAUUAUUCAUCUAUCUAUCUAUCUAUCUAUCUAUCUAUCUAUCUAUCUAUCUCCAAAAUGUAA